GUUCAUAUGGGAAAUUGUUUAAAAAGAAACCAAACUUAGUUAUAAUAAAAUCAAUAAUGCCCUAAAUGUCUGAUGGUUUUUUUAGCAUAAUCAAGUGCUCUUUAGGUAAUUGUUUUAAAGCAAAAUAGUACUAAUAACAUGUUACAAAUUGUAGAGUUAGACAAAUUUAAAAUCCACCUGCUUAAUUAAGAAACGUUUAAGUUGGAGAUGUGGUAAUAGAGCCGAACCAUCCUCUGAAUCCCAAUCCCAAUCCUAAUCCAAAUCCAAGAACUACUGUACUAAGAUUAUUUUUAUCAUUUUAAGCCUCAUUAUAUACAGGAAGAUUUUUAGAAUAGAAAAUAAAAAUAUUAUUGGUGCAAAGAAUUAUUACCAGGGUCCAAGAUUAAAUAUAAAUGGAACAAAAAAGUAAGUCAACAUUAUUUUAACUCAGCUAUCUCCUCCAAUGCCAGCAGCUAAUGUUUCUGAAAUGCUGGCCUUGCCUUGGGUUCAAAUUAAGAAUUCUGAAUUCCCUAUCAAAUAAACUUGGUUUCGAUUAUAAUUAGAAAAAAAAAGAAUUCCAUGGUAAUAAGGAGCAGAAACUUUAUCUGUAAACAAAGAGAGUUUCUUAAUGACAACACUGAACAUGUAUAAAGAAAUCAACUGGCACAAAGAAGUUAAGGUUCAUAUUGACGGUGAUAAAGUAUUGGAUGCAGGAGGACUCCUUCGAGAAUGGGCUAAUUUAAUAAUGAAGGAGAUUAUACACCCAGAAUCAGGUAUGUUUUAAAUAGCAGAUUGCGAUGAUGUAUCUUAUAAAAUCAAUUGCGAAGCAGAUACGGAUGAACACAUAAUAGAUUGUUUUAAAUUAUUAGGAAUUGUUGUAGGUAAAUGCAUAUUUGAAAGGAUACCUUUGAAUAUUUAUUUUGAUAGAUCAAUAAUUAAGCAUAUAAUAGGCUAGCCUAUUUUUUUGGAAGACAUUUACUAUUAUGAUCGAUAAGUAUUGACAUUUAAAAUUUAGUUAUAUUAAUCUUGGGAUUUUUUAGUUAAUAAUAAAUUUGAAGCUGAUGACUUAUCAGAGUAUUUCGUUGUUUAUAGAUAAAGUAAAAGAGAUUACUAUGAAUUGAAGUUGGGAGGAUAAAACAUUCAGUUGGAUAUGGAUAAUUGUCAAGAAUACGUUAAUCUGUGGUAGAUAUAUAAGUUAACUUAGCAUUGAAUAUUAUACAUAUCUAUCAGUGAAGCCGUUUUUGACUGCUUUCUUAUCAACUUUAUAUAGUGUAUUCAAUUAGUGUUUAAUGAUUAGAUAAUUCCUAAAUAACUUCUUAGCUUACUUGAACCUUUAGAAUUAGAAAUGAUCCUCUAUGGAACGCCUUUUAUUGAUAUUAAUGAUUGGAGAGAUAAUACUGAUUAUAAAGGUGCUUAUUACAGGACUCAUUAAACGAUUUAAUGGUUUUGGGAAAUUUUGGAAUAAUUAGAUUAAUUUAAUCUUGCCAAAUUUUUAUAAUUUUGUACUGGAUCAACUCGAACACCCGUAGAGGGAUUCAGAAAACUAGAAAGCAACAGAGGAAACUGUUCUAAAUUUUGUGUCGAAAGUGUACCCUUCACUAAGGCUAGUCCUUACCCAAAAGCACAUACUUGUUUUAAUAGAUUGGAAUUACCAAUGUAUGAAACUAGAGAAGAUAUCGAAUAGCAUUUGAAAGCAGUAAUACAGGCUGAUUUGGAUGGAUAAUUUGGAAUGGAAUGA
Molecule: messenger RNA, 1717 nt
Organism: Paramecium octaurelia
Lineage: Eukaryota; Ciliophora; Oligohymenophorea; Peniculida; Parameciidae
Source: the annotation of a GenBank genome assembly